Molecule: messenger RNA, 1644 nt
Organism: Funneliformis geosporum
Lineage: Eukaryota; Fungi; Glomeromycota; Glomeromycetes; Glomerales; Glomeraceae
Source: the annotation of a GenBank genome assembly
AUGAGUAAUCAAAUGGAAAAUUGCGGCACUUCAGUAAAUAGACUGCCCAAGGAAAUUGAAUGUAGUCCAAUUGUUAGUGAAAGAUCAGACGAACAGGCUAUACUAUUAGAUUCCUCGUCCGAAUAUAUUCCUUCUAAACAAGAAGAUUUUACCUUCUCCUUUCAAAAGGAAGCUGACAAACUUCUGAAGAAUUUAGACCUUAUAUUAGAAAUUGGCUCGGAAGAGAUCAAGAAAGGUGCUAUCAGGAUGAAGCUAAAUUUCGAGUAUGGGAGACUUCCAGUAGUCCUGAGAAGGGGUAAAACUCACACAACUACGGUGGGCAUCUGUUUGUUGCCCGCUUUAUGGUCUGCUUGUCCGUUGUGGUCUGCUAUGCAGUAUGGGAGACUUCCAGUAGUCCUGAGAAAGGGUAAAACUCACACAACUACGAGUUAUCGCGAGAAUUAUAAAGAUGUUAGAGCAUUUUGGAGUAAACUUGAAAAUGAUCUUGCCGAUUUAGCAAUCGAAUCUAAAAGACAAGAAUUACGUUUAGCUGAGAUAGGUGCUGCCUGUUUCGUGAUGAAAAAUACUACAACUGUUCUUCAAACUGCUAUUGGUAGGGUUGACACAACACUGUCCGAUGCCACAUAUUAUACGAUGACACCUGUGCCGGUGCGUCAUAAUUUACCAACGGAAUUACUGAAAGAGAAAGUGAUCUAUGAAACUCCCGUAUAUAGGCAAUUUGAAUCAAGUCCCUUCAUUUCCUAUUCACAAGGUAGAAAACAUGAGCGUGAGCCUGAAGAGGAAGAUGAUACUGAAGAAGAAUACAAUGCGGACGAAACCAUUAUUGAAAUCGGAAAUGUUUCUUGGAUUGUUAAUAGACACGAUAUUCGAAAAAAGUUAACAGAAUAUCAACUGGAAAGAAAUCCGCCGAAAUCAAAACCUGACGAGGAAGAAAAAGAAAUGCAAAAUGAACAGGAGAUCAAAUCGUUAUUAAGUAAAAUUAUAGUGCGUGAUAUUAACAAGACUAAAAAUGCACUUCAAUCAUAUAAAAAUUACAAUAAUUCUUUUGAAAGAGUUUUCACACUGAAUUUCAUAGACCACAUGAUAAAAUUGAUUGAAGGGACAAAUUUGCUUUUAGAACCGAUAUCUGAGGAAACCUACAUUGUUAGUGUUCUAGGUCCAAUUUUGGAUCAAAUUUUUAUAAAACAUAAAGGGGAUUGGCGUACAAAAUAUGGGGAGACUUGCCUUAAGGCAAGCGCUAAAGAAUGUAAUGCUCAAAAGGAGGAUGAUAACCGCAGAUCUCCCAGAAAAAAAAUAGAUGCAAUCAUUAUUCUGAAAGAGAAAGAUGAAGAAUUUUCUGUCAUCGAAGUCAGUGGGCCUCCGUUAAAAUCCGAUUGGACUUAUUUCAAAGGAAAUCGAAUGAAGAUCGUAAAAAUGCUGAAGACAUUAAUGAAUCGACUGGUAAAACUUCGCCCGAAUUUAAAUAUUAGAAUGCUUAAACUUUACGCCAUGCAAUCGUAUUUAAAUCAGUUGACUAUCUAUGAAUUCCGUCUCAAAUAUGCUGAAGUGUACACAAUGGUGAAAGUAUUGAAAAUUUCCUUUUCGAAAUCAUGGAAAGAUAUGAAAGAGUCAUAUGAAAUAGUGACGGGUCUUUUAAAAUACGAG